Messenger RNA from Hemicordylus capensis (graceful crag lizard), 4207 nucleotides. It is a transcript of the gene GOLT1B, whose product is annotated as golgi transport 1B. Gene Ontology annotation, biological process: retrograde transport, endosome to Golgi; endoplasmic reticulum to Golgi vesicle-mediated transport. Lineage: Eukaryota; Metazoa; Chordata; Lepidosauria; Squamata; Cordylidae. The record is from RefSeq and is a predicted model, not a curated record. The transcript has 6 exons. Gene Ontology annotation, cellular component: endoplasmic reticulum; membrane. Bases 256 to 642 code for a protein of 128 amino acids.
ACAAGCCGCGCGGCGAUUGGCUCUCCGCGCGCGGCCCAAUGGGGCGCCGCCUUGGUGGGCGGUGGCGGUGGCAGCGGGAGCGGCGGCCGAAGCCGGGGCGUGAGGGGGCUGCGUGUUUCCGGAAGACGUGGCGGCUGCUGCUGUGGGCGCCGCCACUGCCGCCGCCGGUUUUCUCCCUCGCUUCCUUUCCCGCCCGGGCGAGCUCCCUUCUCCGAGCGCUGUGGACGCGCGCCCGGCGCCCCUCUGGCCGGCACCAUGAUCUCCCUCACGGAUACUCAGAAGAUUGGAAUGGGGCUCACAGGUUUUGGAGUAUUUUUCCUUUUCUUUGGAAUGAUCCUCUUUUUUGAUAAAGCACUUUUGGCUAUUGGAAAUGUUUUAUUUGUGGCCGGCCUGGCUUUUGUGAUUGGUUUAGAAAGGACGUUCAGAUUCUUCUUCCAGAAACACAAAAUGAAAGCCACAGGGUUCUUUCUGGGUGGUGUUCUUGUAGUUCUCAUUGGCUGGCCCUUGAUAGGAAUGGUCCUUGAAAUUUAUGGCUUCUUCCUCUUAUUCAGGGGCUUUUUCCCUGUGGUGGUUGGUUUUAUUAGAAGAGUACCUGUUCUUGGAUAUCUCUUGAAUUUACCUGGUAUAAGUUCACCUGCGUAGGCUCAGGAGACAGUCCCCAGUAAUGCUUGUAGAUAAAGUUGGAGAAAGCAACAACAUGGUAUAAUGACAAGUAUGCAGAAGACUGGUUCUAAGCGUAUAUUAUUUAUAAGGUUCUUUUGAAGAAAAGAUCAGCACAAAGAUUCUGUUGUGUACAAAGGCAAAGUUUAUAAUGGUCUUGACGUAAGUUUUUAAUUUACACCGUAGUCUACAAAAUACAUCUUUAGCAAAGAAAAACGGAGCAGGCAUACAUCCAAGACUUGCAGCUCCAGGAAUGUUGUUAACUAAACUGAAGAAAAAGUCAUGGGGAAACUCAUGGUAUUAAACUAUUCAAGACUUCUUAAUGAUUUUGGAGUAUGUGCUAAACACUGCAGAGCCCCCCCUGGAACUAACGGUGCCUGUAACUUUACCUCCUACUUCUGAAGGUGUGGUAGAGCAAACAGGGCUUCAUUUAUAAGGCAUGGUUCUUCUCUCUUCCCACCUGCCAAACUUUCUACUUGCACCUCUCCCUUGGAAGAAAGUAAAUCCUUGCCCCAGCCCCCAUGUUUCUUCUGUGGAAAGCAAGAGGCUUCUUUCAGCGCGAUGCAUGGCAUUUAAGAUGGAUCGUCAUCUUUAACUAUGCUGGAGAGCAGAGGAUGUCAAUACGCAACUCUGCUGUAUUAAUCUCUUUGUAAAUCUGUGGCUGAAAUAAAACUGGUUUGUAGGAAAAGGUUUCAAGCCAAAUGUAAAUUCAGAUUAGAUAUGUCUUUGGAAUAUGCAAAAAGGUCAAUUUUUUUAAAAAAAAGAAAUGUAGAACUUCAGUCUUAAACCACUCCUGGUUUUGAUAUCUGUUUGGUUUGGCAGGGGCUAUGGAAACCAAUUUUACACUCCCUUUUUUUUGUCUGGUUCCCUUUGACCAAUGUUACAUGUGUAUGUUGCAAAAAAAAAAUAUGUAGCCCUUUUGUCAUUGAAUAAACUUUAUACACAUCAUGUUUAACUCAUGAAAUGACUUGCUUGGUUCCAAGGUGCUCACGGAGUUCAUGAAAUGAGACCUGCCCUGCUAAGCCAACUCUCCGAAAAGCCGCUCCAGUCCUGAACAUGGUUGCUGCUCUGCCUAUCUGCAACACUUAACAUGUUUUGUGCACUGGCAGAGCACUUGACACGAAACAGGUGUUCGAAUUUGGGCUUUAAGCACCCGGUUCUAGUUCAUGUUACAAAGUUAACUUAUUGUGUAAACAGCUUUUCUAACAAUGAGGCCAAUACGCAGUCAAUUGUGUGCUUGAAGUCUUGGAAAAUUGUAUUUUAGUUGCCUUGAUCAAGUGCCACAAGUAACGGCUUUUUUUGUUUUGUUCUUGUGGCUUAAUUGUUCUUCUUAAAAUUGAAAGGAUGCUAUUUCAACAACCGUUUCUGAGCGACUCUGGACAGUUCCACUGAUGUGGCAAGAAAGGACGCUUGGGUGACUUUAUAACAGGGAAGGGAUGUGCAUCUUUGUCCUUCCCCUACUUUGGAUGAGACCAGAAGUGUGGGGAGAGGAAGCACAAAUUACUCAUGCUUCCCAUCAUGCCUCUUCUGUGGGGCAACGGAAGCAGAUCUCAGGCACUUAACCAGUCCUAACUGGUCUCGGCUGGCAAAACUGCACACUAAUGCAAGGCUGGUCGGUCUGUUCAGCUCCAAAUGGCUAAUAUAAACCCCCAUCAAAACAGUUAAAUUAAAGUUGAUCGUCUAAUGUGGAACACAUGAGCAAUUUUUUAUUGGUGCAGACUGAUUUUGGAAGAGUAGUUUUAACCACUUAGGUCUGCUGAUGCUUGUCAGAAGUAGCCCAUUUCUUAAUCUGAGUGACUAACUAAAUAGGCGCUCUUGUUUUUGGCUGAGACAAGCUGAUUUUUAAAUGCUUCUGAAAAGCAUCUUUGGAUAAAUGCUUUUGGUUGUGAGAACAAUCUUUGCAUGAACUUCCCCAUUUCUUUGUUUUUCUCUUGGGGAAGAAAAAAUGUACGUAGGGAACAAACACCCCAAAGCCUGAAAUUGAUUGUCUUCAAUUCUGACACCUGUGUACCUCAUUUCUUUCUCACUGUGACACACAUUGCUGCCAGUAAGAUGGGAAUAUGAAUGAAUAAAUAUGUAAUGGGGCUCUGACUGCUGUCCUACAAUAAGAUAAAACUGUAACUCCCAUUGCGUGGCAUGGGACAGACUCUUGAAUUGGAAUAAUCCUUUGAAGCUUCUGUUGGUUUCCUGAUACCAUAUUUACACUACUGCUUUUAAGAUGGACAAGACUGGUGGCAAUUUCCUUGGGCAGCACCAUGGCCAGCAUCUCUGGUGUACCUCGGCCAAUUCUUAACAUGGAGUUUUAACUACAUAGGAGUGCUGUCAUGGGUUACUCCCAUAUCUGAACAUAAUUAAUGUAUUAGGAGCUCCAAGAGGUGUUGGAGCAACUGAGUAAUGUGCACAGCAUUCCUAGAGCUGUAAUGGGGGCCUGUUCAGAGGAGGCUGUACUCCCAGGAUUCUACCUUUGAGGAGCUUAGGACCAGCCUUAAGAAUUUUGUUCUCUUUCUUUUCCCUUCUCCUCUCUGGGGAAGAAGACGUGGAAUGAACUGGGGAGAAUGGUUUAUGUACCUGAUUCUGCAAGAUAUUAUCCAGUUAGAGUUUGUGUUCAAUUAAAGGCAAAAUCUCCCUUCUUCACAAUCUCUUCUCCCUGUGGUGAGAGGAAACAGGAGGACCAGCUUCCAAUCUCUCCCAGGUACAGUCUUAUAGAGAAACAGUAUCUGAACAUAUCCUUAGAUUACAUGUGGCCAUCUGAAGUUUUCAUGGUUCUUCCUAGCGAAGACAAUUUGUGUUUUAAACUAUCUGAUUUGAUAGGGGUCCUGCAGUUUGUGGUGGGGAUUGCAUUACUCUUCAAGCAUCUCUCUCUCCCUUUUUUAAAAGGUUGUUUUCUAAGUCCUCAAACUACCAACCUCUAGUACAAUUCCUGUUUUGUCUUCUCACAGCCCUAUCUGAUUAGGAAAAAUAUAUAUACGGAGUCCUUUUGUGUGCAAGAAUUGUAGAAAGAUAUUAAGAAUUAGUAGUACCUCUAAUCUCGCUGCCCUUUGGAAUGGAAAGUUCUGCAAACCUUCUGACGAAGAUGUUCUGUGUUUGGAGCGUUCUGGAUGUUUCUGUUGGGGCAACGUCUUGACUUUUCUCAAGUCUUUGGCUUGUAACUGGCAACAGAGAUAGAAAAUACUGAAUGACAUAUGACACUCGUACUUCUAGCUAACUCACCUUAGCAAGUACAAAAUUAUAUUUUGCAGAGCUGGUAUUACAAUAAACUAGGUCAAAAUGACUCCAUUAGCCUUAAGGCUGCUAUCCUACAGAGGCCUACUUGUGAGCAAGUCCCAAUGAACUCAAUGGGACUUAUUUUCAAAUAAAUGUGUAGAAGUGGACUGUGUAUGUUAUAAACGUCUGCAAAAAAAGAUCUGUAACAAGUUUCCCCCCAAUUAAAUGUAAUUCUUGAUUGCUGCUUUAAGAAUCACACAAGGAUCUUGUUCUGCAAAAAAACAACAAAAAAACUGUAAAUCCACUUGUUAUACCUUGAAUAAAUGGGUACUUUUUCUAUUAA